ACCUCACCUAAGUACAGAUUGUCCGAAUCCUUCUUUACACUACACGCUGCAUGAAGUUCUCAUGGCAACGCUGUUAAAAGCUUAUGCGUCAACAAUCAAAACCGUGAGGUGGAGUCCCGUCGGGGCAACAUACGGAAACGGAUUUCGAUAUGGCAUCUGUGACGCAUUAUGGAGAGGAAAACGCGAAAGACAAGAUAAAGAGUCCACGAUCACCCUUGACAUGGUUAAUGAGGAAAAGCUGGAUAUAGGGCCAAAGAUGUAUUUAGACUCUGCACGGGUUUACACUAAGUUUUGCCACGUGACUGCGGAUAAUGAGCUGGUCAACUCUCCAUCAAGUGAACUCAGUAUGAACACCAUACGCUUUCGGCAUUACUACGGCACGUGUGGUCAGCCCAUCCCUUUGGUCACCCCUUUUGGGACCCUCCCUCCAUUCGCUACUGGGAGACACUCAUCAGGGUAGGUGUAAAACGACCAGUGUGGUCUGUCAUGGAGAUGGCAGUGCUGGAGGAGAGUCAAGUCGACCGGAAGUACUUGGCGUGCUAUCAGCCUCGUUCCUGGGGCAUCAAUAUAUCUCGUUGUAAUAAGCAUAAAGGUAUAUGCACUAAAGUAUACAAGGAAGGAGAAUACGUCACUUGCUCCCCAAACACUAUGACUGAGGAACCAGGCACACAGGCCAACCUCCACUAUGGCGUUGUGUUGGAUGUGGGGAGGGGGAGAGUCGCCUUUAUUGAUAUUGACAAGGAGGUUGUGUUAGCCAAACUGGAUGUGGAGUUCAGAGAAGUGCUUUACCCAAUGUUCAGUGUUGGACCGUGGCCUGAUUAUUUCACUGUGGUUAUGAAAUUGGUCAGUGGAGAGGACAUCACAAUGACCAAAACAAAGAAAUUACUGAUUCGUUCUGCACUUACAUGAGAAAAGCCGAUCGUGAAAAAUCAUAAUGAAACUUGCAGCCUUAUGGAUGCAUGUAGCACCAAAUACGGCCCCAGCAACUCAUGCUUGUCGUGAGCGGCGAUGUGAUGGCUUGGGUGGUAAGGCUGGGUGACUUGGUUAAUUGUGUGUCAUCGUCCUUUCAUCUGUUUUUUUUUUUAUUUUUUUUUUCCAAAGCCAUCGUCACAUAACUGUAAUAUUUCUUGUGCGGCCUUACAAAUUAAAUAAACAAAACGUACAGUACAAUUAA
Molecule: messenger RNA, 1174 nt
Organism: Haliotis rubra (blacklip abalone)
Lineage: Eukaryota; Metazoa; Mollusca; Gastropoda; Lepetellida; Haliotidae
Exons: 3
Coding region: 62-460 (132 amino acids)
Source: RefSeq, a predicted model, not a curated record